AUGUCACAGAAACCACUAUUUCAACUAAGGAAGGAAUUGGACGAUUCUGGCGAUGUCACUAGCGAUGCCAACGUGACCCAGUCUUUCGCAGAACAGUUUGAAAGUACCAGCAAUGUGGAGCCAUCUGUAACCACUAAUUUCACGAAUAAGCUUGUUCUUACUGAAAAUGCGAAAUACACAGUUGCAAAACUCCCCGCAGAAAUACCACGCCAACUGGAAAGUGAAUCUAUUGAUGGAUAUGUGGAUACGCUCUCUCAGAACGCAAUUGUCAAUGAUAGUGAUACCUUGUACAUGUGGGAAUUUGCAACAACACAGUUAAAUCCAAUGGUAACCCGCGUUCCUCUUCAUGAAGACCACAUUUCGCUCAGUUGUGUUCCCAAAAUUAUAGUUACGUGGCCUGCCGCUUUAGACGAUGAUCUAAAUAGUGGAAUGGCUGGCGUAGCUGCCGGAGCUGGUACUGCUGGCUCUACGAUAGCUAACAACUGUGGAAUUUGUAUCGUAAAUCGGAAAUCUGGGCUGAUUCAGUUUUACGAAGACGUCGAUAGUAUCAAUAACCUUUCAUCACGAAUUUCCAGAACGAAGUGCCACGAGCUAACUUUAAGCCUUAAAGACACCGAGUUUGUCAUGGAUGUUGUCAACGCAGAACCUGCGGGCAUUCUCAUUUCAACUACCCGGGGUAGGCUUUUUUUUGUGACCAUUCGAGAUUUCAUGGGCAAGCCACAUCUCAACCUCAAACUCCAAAUGAUCAAAUCACAUUUGGCACUUUUCUUCUCUUCUCAAAAGCUAAAGAAAAUUGUGUCCUUAAAGCCGGGACCAAUCCUGGGCAAAGGUGAGCGGUUAGUUUCGGUUUUGACUAGCGGCGGCGAUUUUCAAAUAUGGAAUCUAUCGGCUGUGGCUAACUGCUACAAGCGUGCCGAGUUCAAUGUCUAUGACCAAAUUCUGGAGUCGCUCAAGGAUCUAUACCCCUGCGCUUACAAUUCACUGAUGCUUCUAGAUUCUCAUCCACUAAGCGAUGAUAACUCGGCUCAUAUGAUACUCUCUUCAAUUACUGACUAUGACGGUGCUUCUUACUACAUUUUAACAACCAUAAAGCUAGACGAACAAACCAAUGGGUUCAUAAUAUUCUCCACUUAUAGGUUAAACACUUAUACAUCGGCCUCGCAAGAAUCAAAUCCACCAAGAUUAUUGGUACCAAUGGGUGCUGAACAAGAUACGACCGCCAUAACUUCAGUUUACACCGUCUUCCAUAAUGCUGUGGUGCUUACUCAAGUUAGUGCAAAGCUUGACCAAACAUACUCGUUGAGACGAAAAUGGGAGGAUAUCAUAAGUUUCCGCGAGGAUGCUGAGAUUUUCGGUCAGGGUAUGGACUCUCGCUCCAUAUACUUGAUGAGCAGAAAAAUGGGCGUUUUAAUGAUAACCGCAUCUCUGGCUGUGAAAUCUAAUGAUUUGCAAGAAACAAGAUUCAUUAAGUCACACAUUGACCAAGCAGUAUAUUUUUCGAACCUACCAUGUACACCCAUAGAUUUCAAUCUCCCCCUCAACAUUUCAUUGGAAAGGGAAGAAAUUGAAGAGGAUCUACUGGCUUCUGGUGAGGAAAUUCUGCUGUCUAAAUCCAUUUACAUUCCACCAAAUUUGAAAUCGGUCGAAAGACACUUAAGUUUGCGCGUGGAGCUUUUCAAAAAGCUUCUCAACUUUACGAAAUUUAACUUUCUCCAUAAGAUAUCGCCCGCAGUCAAAAUACAAUUAAUCGAAUCUCUUGAAGUUCUGAACACUGCGUUGGGGCUGUUGACUUAUAUCAGGAACUCUCAACCUUUGAGUGAAUGCUGGCAGCAUGUCAUGCAAUCCAAUAAGCUGGAUGAAGAUACUUUCUUGAAGCACGACCUUGAUCGUUUCCCCAAAGUUUUCUCUCAAUUCUUGGAAGAGGUACAUGCUUCACUAAUCCCAUCGUCCACUUCGAAUCUUUGGUCGCUGUGCGCUGAACUCGUUAUUUCAUGUCUUUUCAAGUGCACUUUGGAGGAUGGUGAAGAAUUCUACAGAUUUGAUAUGUUUCAAAUGGACAAAAAUGAGCUUGGUGCAUUUGCGCCAUGGUAUGUUCAAAAUCAGUUUCCUGCACUCGUCAGCCAGCUUUUCGCGGGACUUUGCAAUUAUGCCAAUCUAUCGAAGGACAAAGUUCAACACUCAGAGCAGCUUCUUUCACUGGCCAAAAUUCUGUAUUACUUUUGCAACCAGGCAUCAUUGUGGUUUUUAGAAAAUCCAUCUCGUACUGCCUCAAAGGAAUUUGAAGAAAUAUCCAAGCUUUACAGGGAAAACAGAUCGUUUUGGAAUCAGACUCUAUGCGCUUUUGAUAAAAAACUAGAUUCCUUAGAGAUCAGCGAGUUUUACGAAGACCUGCCGUCACUUGCGGAAACCUUGAGCACUCUACCCACUGAAACCUCUGAGGAUCUCUACAUGCAGUACUUUGAAAAAUUUGGGUACAGCUUCGCGGUAGAGGUUUUUAGCAAUUUUAUCGCUCAUGGUAAACUCCAGGAUCUAUACGAAAGAUUCCCCAAGCAACACGAACUGCUGAGGCACUUUUUUGAUCAAAAUCCUCAGUUUGGGGAAGUCGGGUGGAUGUGCAAAGUUUUUGACGAACGAUACGACGAUGCGUCAGCUAUCCUUGUUGAGAUAACUACUAAACAGACCAACAGCUCUAAUGAGUUGGGUGUGGACCAAACAAGGUUGAGUAUCGCCAAAUUGUGCAUUUUGGCCGACAAGAAUGCCACGGACUUUGACCGACUAACAACCAUUCAGGCCGAACUGGAUGUUAUUGAUGGACAAAAGGAUUUGAGAGCAAUGAUAGAAGAUGGAGCAAAGCAAAAUAGGAAGCAAGAAUCCUCACAUGCCCUCCAAAAACUAUUUGGGGUACUUAAUGAAAAAAUAGCUCUUUCGCAAAGAUUGGAGCUCUCCGAGGUGGUUGAAAUGUAUACCCUUUUGGAGAGUAAAGAUUGCUUCUACAAAGCGGCUAAGAUUGUGUCUUUGAAUAAAUCUUGCUUAGGCUUCGAAAACUAUAAAUUUUUGAAUGCUAUGAUCUGGAGAAGGUGCGUACUAUUUGACGAUUGGACAGCACACGUUGAAGAGACAGACACGGCUUUAUUUCACUCUUUGAGAAGAUGUUUUGAUGAUAAAUUGUUCGAGAAAGGAUCCACGAUUCCUGACCUGCCGCUCAUUAUGGAUCAGACUCUCGUGACAUCUGAGUAUUUCGAAGCGGAGUACAAGUCUCUGGAUGUUGAUAUUAACGGUUUAUUGAAUCAAGCACGGCUAGAACAAGCUGAGGUCAAAUCGCUUGACGCUAGUUUUGAGACCACGAUGAAGUCGAUUAUAGCAUCGAGCAACGACUGCAGUACUCACAAAUGUGUCAUAAACUAUGAAACGGGUCAAGUCGAGGAGGCAGGAAGGUAA
Molecule: messenger RNA, 3438 nt
Organism: Lachancea nothofagi CBS 11611
Lineage: Eukaryota; Fungi; Ascomycota; Saccharomycetes; Saccharomycetales; Saccharomycetaceae
Source: the annotation of a GenBank genome assembly